Tauraco erythrolophus (red-crested turaco) is the source of this 1302-nucleotide messenger RNA. NCBI's taxonomy places the organism in Eukaryota, Metazoa, Chordata, Aves, Musophagiformes, Musophagidae. The record is from RefSeq and is a predicted model, not a curated record.
AUUGAUGAGUGCCUGAGUGCCGCCUGCGAGGGUCCCUGUGUCAACACCGAGGGUGGCUUCGUCUGCGAGUGCGGCCCGGGCAUGCAGCUCUCCACUGAUCGCCACAGCUGCCAGGAUACGGAUGAGUGCCUGGCCACACCGUGCCAGCACCGCUGCAAGAACAGCAUCGGCAGGUGCCGCGCGCGGGGCGGCCGCCGAGCCUGCCAGCACACAUGCCACAACACGCCAGGCAGCUACCUCUGCUCCUGCCGCCCUGGGUACCGGCUCAGUGGGGACAGAGUCUCCUGCGAAGGCUAUCCCAAAUCCAUCCUGGCCCCGUCACCCAUCCUCCAGUCCCUGCAACAUCCACCCACCCUCGUCCUGCUCCCUCCUGGCUCUGGGGGACCCCUCCUUGGAAGUCGAGUGCUGUGCGACGCUGUGAGCUGCCCCGUGCCCUGCUCCCACCCGCUGCCCACCCCGGCCGGGGGCUGCUGCCCCAGCUGCACAGGGUGCCUGCAUGACGGGGUGGCCCGCGCCGAGGGUGAUGUCUUCUCCCCAUCCGAUGGGAACUGCACCGUCUGUGUCUGCCUGGGGGGUAACAUCUCCUGCAUCUCCCCUGAGUGCCCCCCAGGCUCCUGCCCCAGCUCCUCACCCCCCGACUGCUGCUCCUGCCAGCCAGCAAAGUGCACUUUUCGGGGUCACACGUACCCUCAUGGUGCCCGGUUCAGCCUGGAUGGGGAUGACUGCACCACCUGUGUCUGCCGGGGCGGCGAGGUGGAGUGCUCUUUUACCCCCUGUCCCGUCCUGGACUGCCCACAGCACCAGCGGCACCUGGGCCCCGGGCAAUGCUGCUUCACCUGCCGGGACCCUCCAUCCCCCGCCGGUUGCUUCAUGGAUGACAACGGGGUGGAAUUUCCCAUCGGACAGAUCUGGUCCCCUGGCGAUCCCUGUGAGUUAUGCAUCUGCCAGGCAGACGGCUCAGUGACCUGCAAGAGGACGGACUGCGUGGAGACCUGUCCCUACCCUAUCCGCAUCCCUGGCCAGUGCUGCCCUGACUGCUCGGCAGGCUGCACCUACAUGGGAAGGAUCUUCUAUAACAACGAGACCUUCCCCUCCAUCUUGGACCCCUGUCUCAGCUGCAUCUGCCUGCUGGGCUCAGUGGCCUGUUCGCCCGUAGACUGUGCCAUCUUCUGCACCUACCCCUUCCACCCCGAGGGCGAGUGCUGCUGGCUCCGCACAGAUUGCAACUACCAGGGCAGGAAGGUGGUGAACGGUCAGAGCUUCGUCCCCGAGGGACAGCCUUGCACCCGCUGCACCUGCCAG